Molecule: messenger RNA, 1290 nt
Organism: Polypterus senegalus (gray bichir)
Lineage: Eukaryota; Metazoa; Chordata; Cladistia; Polypteriformes; Polypteridae
Product: gastrula zinc finger protein XlCGF7.1-like
Exons: 3
Coding region: 682-1290 (202 amino acids)
Source: RefSeq, a predicted model, not a curated record
UACAUUUCAAACAAGCCUCGAAGCGGCGCUUUGAGCUCCAGUGUGUCGAAACUACAGUAUCGAGCGGCCCAUCACUAGUAAACUUCGGUUCAGUUGGUGGGGUCGCUCAAUAGUUAGUGAGGUGCCGGAGAGACUAGUCCCCGCAGGAAAAAAAGAGAGAAACUGUGGUUUACUGUAACAUCUGGAUGGAUGUGAACAUGCAAGCGUCCGAGUCUGACACAACUAUCAUAGAGAAAAGGAUCAUAAAUGUUAAGGAGGAGGACUGUGAAUGGGAGUCUGUUCAUUGUAAACAGGAGAGUCUGGGCAUUAAGAAUGAGGAGUGUGAACUGGGAUCAGUGGGAAUUAAAGAAGAGGCUGAAGAGAAGUCUGUCAACAUUAAGACUCGAAACAAUAAAAGUGUGGAGAGUGUCAAGGAAGAAGAACUUCAUUAUGGGUGUCAAGAUGGAUUGAUGACUGCGUUAGUCUCUUCUCAAAGCAGAAACUGUUCAUCUGUCAACGUGAAGUCUGAAUCCUUACAGUCUGAAGGGAAUUGAGGAAAAUACAUCUGUUAGAACUCGAGAACAUCAGGCACCACCUACAAAUCAGCCUGAUACACGAGAUCAACCUCGCUGCUGUUCUGAAUGUGGACAAUUAUUUUGUCUUGUGCACUUUCAUCAGAGCAUCAAAAUAAAUCUCACAGGAAUGAAGCCAUAUUGCUGUUUGGAAUGUGGCAAACAAUUCCUUGACAAUUCCCAUCUUCAGAGCCACGAAAGAAUUCACACUGGAGAAAAGCCAUAUUGCUGUAAUGAAUGUGGGAAACAGUUUAGUCAGAAAAUUAGUCUUCAGAAGCACAAAAAAAUUCACACUGGAGCGAAGCAAUACUCCUGUUUGGAAUGUGGGAAACAGUUUCGUGACAAUUUCCAACUUCAGCGCCAUAAAAGAAUUCACACUGGAGAGAAGCCAUAUUGUUGUAAUGACUGUGGCAAACAGUUUCGUGACAAUUCCCAACUUCAGCGCCAUAAAAGAAUUCACACUGGAGAGAAGCCAUAUUACUGUAAUGAAUGUGGGAAACCGUUUCGUGACAUUUCCCAACUGCAGAGCCAUAAAAGAAUUCACACUGGAGAGAAGCCAUACUGCUGUAAUGAAUGUAGCAAACAGUUUCGUAAGAAUUCCCAACUUCAGAGCCAUAAAAGAAUUCACACUGGAGAAAAGCCAUAUUGCUGUAGUGAAUGUGGCAAAGAGUUUCAUCAGAAAACUAGUCUUCAGCGCCACAAAAAGAAUUCGCGCUGGAGACAAGCCAUAUUGUUGUAA